AUGGCCAUAGAUUCUGGACCCAAUGCGGCCCGACGCGACGCGUAUACCAAUGGAAGGCCCCAGCCCCAGCCUGAGACAAGCACUAUGCCGAUCGCCAUCAUUGGCAUGGCCUGUCGGUUGGGUGGAGACGCCAGCAGCCCAUCUAAGCUAUGGGAGAUGUGCACUUCGGCGCGAGAUGCCUGGAGUCCUAUCCCACAGGAGCGCUUCAAUGCUAAAGCACUAUACCAUCCCAACAGGGAGAGAGUCGGUCGAAACCACGCGGUCGGUGGGUAUUUCCUCAACGAAGAUGUUGCACUUUUCGAUGCGGGAUUCUUCAAUUUCUCCGGGGAUGUGGCUAGUAUCCCCGAAAGCGUGGGAUGGGUAGAAGCUGCUGCACUGCCGUCGCCUUUCAUAGCGGCCUACUAUGCACUGAUCACUCUUGCUGCUCUCCAGUCCGGAGAAUCUGUACUCAUCCACGAUGCUGCCAGUGACGUCGGCCAGGCUGCGAUAGUCCUUAGUCAAAAAUUGGGCGCAACCAUCUUUACGCUCAGCAAGUCUUCAGCCGAGGCGGAACUUCUCACCAAAACACACAAUCUUGCAGCUGGCUACAACUUCUCCAACGAUGAAACCGGCCUAUCAUCCAUUAUCGGGGCUCAAACUGAUGGUCUGGGGGUACAUGUUGUCUUCAAUACACGAUCGAGUCCUCUGGUGGAUUCAACAUGGGAUUGCCUUCGUCGUUUUGGUCGAUAUGUCGACCUGAAUGGCGCCUCCCCCCUUGCUCCAAGGCCGCUCAAAGAGGUGCUACGUACAGAUACUGACGCAGCUUCUCAGAUUCUCCCGCAACCGAAAAUAUUCUCCCUUGACGAUCCGGAUACCACAUACCUCAUCGUGGGUGGCUUGGGUGGAAUUGCCUACACGGUCGCUUCUUGGAUGCUGGAGAAGGGGGCUAAAAAUUUGGUCAUCCUGUCUCGUCAUGCCGCCCAGCAUCCCAAAGCGGCUGAGCUUCAGGCUGUUGCACAGUCUCAAGGCAGUGCCUUGCAAAUCCGCAGUUGCGAUGCGUCGAAUGAGGGAGACCUAUUGGCCCAUCUGGCCGAAGUUUCUCAUAGCUUCCCCCCUAUUAAAGGUGUAAUCAACGGAGCCAUGGUGCUUGAGGAUUCCGUCUGGGAACGUAUGACACAUACCCAAUGGCAGCGCGCUGUUGCGGCCAAGGUAGCCGUGACCACUAAUCUUGACCGAUACCUAUCGGAUCUGUCAUUCUUCAUCCUACUUUCAUCUCUGACUGGUGUGGUCGGGUCCGCUUCGCAAGCCAACUACGCAGCCGGGGGCGCCUUCCAAGACGCCCUAGCCCGCCACCGAACGGCCAACGGCCUCCCUGCCGUAGCCUUGGGCCUCAGUGCUGUCGAAUCAGUCGGGUUUGUGGCGGAAACAGGAGAUGAUGCGCGACGUCAUAUUGAGCGACUGGGCUCCGACUCAGUCAGCAUAGAAACAGUGUUGCAAUUAAUCCAGGCGGCUAUCCGGGAUCCACUUCGCCGAUCUCCCGCGGAGAGCCAAGUCAUUAUCGGACUCACAUCUUGGGACCGUCUGGCUGAGAAUGCUGCCACGAGACGUGACCGACGAUUCAGUACCCUGCGAGUGGGUAGUAAGAAGACGAUAGCAGAUGCCGGAAUUUCAUCCGGUGAUGAAGCUGGAAGGAGCAAUUCCUCGGCAGCCUUGCUUCGGAAAUUGGCCGAAGGCCACCUAGAAGCCACGGAGGCACAGGGACUCUUCCUUGAUGUCAUUGCCAGUAAGCUGGCUAGUAUCUUCAACAUCGAUGCAGCGGGACUGGACCGGGAGGCUCCGUUGGCGCAGUUUGGUGUAGAUUCUCUGGUAGCAGUAGACCUGCGCAAUUGGCUCGGGACGUCGGUCAAGGCGAAGAUGUCGAUCUUUGAAAUUUUGCAGAGUCCCUCGUUGCAAGAGUUUGCGAGUUUCGUGGCGCAGCGCAGCGAAUGGAUGUCGCGUGGAUAA
This is a messenger RNA of Penicillium vulpinum, 1983 nucleotides long. RefSeq lists its product as uncharacterized. The record is from RefSeq and is a predicted model, not a curated record. Gene Ontology annotation, biological process: secondary metabolite biosynthetic process; fatty acid biosynthetic process. The coding region runs from base 1 to 1983 and encodes 660 amino acids. Gene Ontology annotation, molecular function: fatty acid synthase activity; oxidoreductase activity; phosphopantetheine binding. Lineage: Eukaryota; Fungi; Ascomycota; Eurotiomycetes; Eurotiales; Aspergillaceae. The transcript has 5 exons.